Molecule: messenger RNA, 2838 nt
Organism: Ipomoea nil (Japanese morning glory)
Lineage: Eukaryota; Viridiplantae; Streptophyta; Magnoliopsida; Solanales; Convolvulaceae
Exons: 5
Coding region: 215-2407 (730 amino acids)
Source: RefSeq, a predicted model, not a curated record
CAUUCCAUUCCUCUGCAUCCAAUGUAUAAGAAACACAGAGCUCACAACCUUAAUCAAACAGUAUUCUCAUUUCCACUUUUAACACUGUUUCUGCACUACUAUGGAGCUGCUUAUGCAGUUCUGCUCUUCUCAGGUACUUAGCCACUUAGUGUAGGGAGUUGAAAACGUCGGAAAGGCGCGAUAGAUCCCAGGUUUUUUUUGCAGUGAUUCUAGUAUGGCAACCAAAUCAGACUUUGCACAUAAGCUGCUGCAAGACCUCCGGGGCCGGAAGGAACAGAUAGCUACAGGAAACGAACCAGAUGCAAAUGCAGAGACUGGGCGAUUUUCGCGAGGAUCACAGCAGAAGAUAAAAGCCAUGGAAUCUGAUGGUUCAGAGAUAGGGAACUCACAGCGGUCAAGCAUCAGCAACAGAUCAUUUCAUAUGCAAGAAGCUUCUGGGGAAGUUGCUAAAAUGAACUGUUCAGGCAAUAACCCAAUGCUCAGUUUUCUCCAGAGACUAACCAGUUUCCAGAAGCAUUAUCAUCCUUCAAAUAAUAAUCAAGUUGGGAAGGAGCUCCUGAAAGGGGCCAUGGAUUUGGAAGAGUCCCUCAGAAUGAUUGUAAACCUUCAAGAAGCAUCAGAGUACAUGAAACUCGAAGACGAUGAGGAAGAUACUGCUGCAAAAGUAGCCAACCAGAAGCCACCCCGCGACCUUCCCAGAUUUUCAUUCGAUGAGCCCUGCAGGAAUCCCGACAAGACGGUGGAAACUGAAAUGAAACAGCAAGAAACUGCUAACCGAAAUGAAGCUCAAUCUACAAGAUUGGAGCUCAAGAAUCAGACGAAAGGGAGGCUUUCGAGUGUCAUUGCAAAGCUCAUGGGAUUGGAUGAACUUCCCCAAAGUGCAGAUGCAAAGGCCUUGAGGAGACACUCAACUUCCAAGAGGAAAGAAGGUCUAGUGUUAAAGAAAAUCGCAAAUUCUGAUUCGGUGAACGAGAAGAACAUGCAAUCCAAGAAUGCAAAACCAACUCAAGAAACAUCUGACAGGCUUCUGCUUAACAAUCAACAAAAGCCCAAGGAUAUAAUUGAAGUGGCCGGGGACAACAAUCAGGCAAACCGAAAAGAGCAGCACCUUUCAAAGCAAAAACCGCAGGUCAAUAAACACAAGGGGAGGCAAGCAGAAGCAACAAUUUCACAAACAGUAAGAAACAAGGCACCUAGUUUGAUAGAGAAGCGGCUUCCGGUUAACCAAGCUUCACAUGGUAAGACAAAUGGUACAAAGUCCACCACUGGAAUGCCUCAGAAAGAUCUGCCAAAGAUGAACCAAAAUGCAUUGCCUAAAAAAUUAUCAUCAAGAACAAGGGAGGCCCGAAAAAAGCCUAUCAAGGCGCCAUCUGCAGAGAAGAAGGAAAAUUACUUUCAAAUCCGCAAAAUAGAUGGAUCGAGUAGAAAAGGAACUCCCCAGCAUAUGGAAAGAUCAAUUGGAAAGCAAACUCAAAUAUUCAAAGCGACAGACCAGCUGAGACGCGAUAUGGCCAAACACACUGGCAUAGAAGGCAAAUUGAGUCAAGACAAGCCACAAGAAGCAAAACAAAACACCACCAUGAUCCACAGAUCAGAAGUAAGUAGCAAACCACCAAGCUCAGCUCAAGAAUUGCAGGGUGAAACAAAAGAUUCCAUCUACAUUGCUGGGGAAAAUGAUUGCCAAAACCUGGAACAUCAGAAAAUUUUACCAAAUCAUUCUAGUACUGGAAGCUAUUAUCCCAACAACAAGAACUGUCAAGUUUUCCUAGAUGAACAAGGUAGAUUUGUUCCCACCAAGCUUCCAGAAAAUAAAAAAGGACCCAUGAAGAUCUCUAGUGUUACUAAAAAAGAACCACUGACUGAACCCGAAAAGUGUCUCAAGGAGGUGUUGGUUACCAAUCAACUAUUUCUUAGCACCAUAGAGGCACUCUUCAAGCUCAACAUUCCAACCAGCACCCUUCAGACCAAUGAUCCCAACAGUAAAAGUUCAGAAUUUCAGCUCAAACUACACUGCAGCUAUGAAGUAGUGAAACGAAAAGCGAGAAGACGAAGACUCUCGAACCACCCUUAUGCAAAGAUAUCAUCUAUGGGUUGCAUAAAGGUAAGAUCUUUAGAUGAUCUGGUCAAGCAAUUGUCCAAAGGGUUCGACAUGCUGAACUCUUACUGGUCAAAAGGGAGAGAAAACUGUCGCACUGCAGCAGACUACCUGCAUACCAUGGUUGAGAAAGACAUCCAAAAUAUACAUCCAGAUUUGAACAGCAUGUGGGACUUUGGUUGGGAUACUAUGAUGUCUACAUCCCAAGAAAACGAUGAAAUCAUAAGGGAUGUUGAGAGGCAUCUGCUCAAUGGGCUCCUAGACGAGAUCACACUCGACUUAUUACAGAUUACUCAUGAGAAAUCGGCAUAAUAGUGAACAAGUUAUGUCUUAGAAAUCAAAUUCCGUAAUGAAUAUGUAAGGUUGUACUCUUAUUAUACUUCUCGUUUCUUUAUGCAGUUCUGUUUUUCUUGCUCGUUUCCAAGUAGCUAAAUGAUUACAAUGGUUUUUCCAAGUAGUUGAAGGCUUGUAGACUGAGGAGUUUGCUCUUUUUCUACACCAGUUUGUAUAGUCGAGAAGACAGAAAUGUAGAGGGGAAUUGUUCCCACAUCGGAAAAUAAUGAUAUACUUUCGGCUUUGGGCUUCUAUAUAAUGGGCAAUAUAAGGCCGUAAUAAAGCACGCAGCCACGCGAUGAACACAUAGCGAACUAUUCUUUCGCCUUUUACUAAAGAAUACCGUGUGUUCGUCGCAAAUAGUGGCAUACGCCAUUUUUUGGAGGGUCACCUUUUCUUGAGGAGCCCAA